AGGCGCCUAGUCGGAGGGAAGGAGGCUGGGGCCGCUGUCCCCGAGCGCCCCCUGGAGGCCAAGGCGUGCCAGUGGCAAAGCGGAGCAACUUUGGGCUCGGAGACGGAGGGAGGAGGAGGACGCGGCUGAGGAAAGCAGCGCCUGGGACCGGCCGUCGGACUUGCGGAAAGAAGGGCGGUCGAGGAUGCGGGGCUCCUGCGCGGCCGCUUCCAGAUCGGGAUGCUCAGGAGAGGAGGAGGCGGAGGAGGAGGAGGAAAGGCGCCCGAAGCAGCCCAGCAGCGAGGAUGGGGGCUGCCCCUAAGCAAGAGCUGGACGUGGCGAAGGACUUUCUUCGUCAUCCUCAUCCUCUUGUCCUCCGUGGCUUCCUGGUCCCACCUUACGCCUCGACGGAGUGGACUCUCUUUGGCGACAGGCUUGCCCCCUCUGAGCCCUCGCUCUUCCCCGUCUGUGAAUCUAAGGGGACUUUUCUUCCCUCCUGAGCAAACUCGGACGAUGGAAGUGUGCUGGCGCCUGUCCUAAGAUGCCCGUGAUGAGGGGCCUCUUGGCUCCCCAAAACACCUUCCUGGAUACCAUCGCCACCCGCUUCGACGGCACCCACAGUAAUUUUGUCCUGGGCAAUGCCCAAGUGCGAGGAGCCUUUCCAGUGGUUUACUGUUCAGAUGGCUUCUGCGAACUGACUGGCUUCUCCCGGGCGGAGGUCAUGCAGCGCUGCUGUGCUUGCAGCUUCCUCUAUGGGCCUGACACCAGUGAACUGGUGCGCACACAGAUCCGCAAAGCCCUCGAUGAGCACAAGGAGUUCAAAGCCGAGCUCAUUCUCUACAGGAAAAGUGGUGUCCCCUUCUGGUGCCUGCUGGAUGUAGUGCCUAUCAAGAAUGAAAAGGGAGAGGUGGCACUUUUCCUGGUCUCCCACAAGGAUAUCACGGAGACCAAGAGCAGAGCAUUGGCAGAAAACUGGAAAGAAGGAGGUGAGGUCAGAGGAGGGCUAAUGAAGGGCCGAAUUGUUCUGCGGAUCCAAGAGGCAUCAGAGAAAUCAAGAAACUACUGUGGACGGCGACGCUACAACCGCGGUGGGGCCAAAGGCUUCAAUGCCAACCGUCGCCGAAGCCGGGCUGUGCUGUACCACCUGUCCGGGCACCUCCAGAAGCAGGGCAAAGGGAAACGCAAGCUCCACAAGGGGGUCUUCGGGGAGAAGCCUGCCCUACCUGAAUACAAGGUGGCUGCAGCACGCAAAUCGCCAUUUAUCCUCUUGCAUUAUGGAACCUUCAAGGCCGGCUGGGAUGGACUGAUUCUUUUGGCUACGUUGUACGUGGCUGUUACAGUGCCCUACAGUGUCUGCUUCAGCGGCGCCAAGGAGGAAGGGCUUCCUGAGCCUGUUCGUGCACCUCCCAGCAUUUGUGAUCUUUCUGUUGAGAUCCUUUUUAUCCUAGAUAUUGUGCUGAAUUUCCGCACUACUUUUGUCAGCAAAUCAGGGCAGGUGGUAUUUGACCCUCGUGCCAUUUUCUUGCAUUACCUGACCCGUUGGUUUGUUCUGGACCUCUUGGCAGCCCUGCCUUUUGAUCUUCUCUAUGCCUUCCAGGUCAAUGUGUACUUUGGGGCUCACUUACUCAAGACUGUGAGGCUCUUGCGCCUGCUGCGCCUACUACCCAACUUGGAUCGAUACUCGCAGUACAGUGCUGUGGUGCUCACCCUGCUCAUGACUGUCUUUGCACUCCUGGCUCACUGGGUUGCCUGCGUCUGGUAUUUCAUCGGGCAGCGUGAGGUUGAGAGCAGCCCCUCCCAGCUUCCAGGAAUAGGUUGGUUGCAGGAGCUGGCUCGGCGCCUGUCGACUCCCUACUACCUGGCCCAGAGGAACAACAGUGGAGAAGACAGUUCUGCCAAUGAGACGGGUCCCCCCCUGAACAACAGCGUGUGGGAGCUGCUGGGGGGCCCCUCCUUGCGUAGCUCGUACAUCACCUCCCUCUACUUUGCCCUCAGCAGCCUGACUAGCGUGGGCUUUGGAAACGUGUCGGCCAACACUGACUCAGAGAAGAUCUUCUCCAUAUGCACCAUGCUGGUGGGGGCCUUGAUGCAUGCAGUGGUCUUUGGCAAUGUGACUGCCAUCAUCCAGCGCAUGUAUGCUCGCCGCUUCCUCUAUCACAGCCGCACGCGUGACCUGCGUGACUACAUUCGCAUUCACCGCAUCCCUCCACCAUUGAAGCAGCGAAUGCUUGAGUACUUCCAGGCCACCUGGAGUGCCAACAAUGGCAUUGAUACCCGGGAGCUGCUGCAGAGCCUCCCAGAUGAGCUGCGUGCCGACAUUGCCCUGCACCUGCACAAGGACCUGCUCCAGCUCCCUCUCUUCGAGGGGGCAAGCCGGGGCUGCCGACGCUCCCUUUCACUCAGUGUCCGUACUUCCUUCUGCACACCUGGGGAAUACCUGAUCCGGCAGGGGGAUGCACUUCAGGCCGUCUAUCUUGUCUGCUCAGGCUCCAUGGAGGUGCUCAAAGAUGGCACUGUCCUGGCUAUCCUAGGAAAGGGGGACCUGAUUGGUUGCCACAUCUCAUCCAGGGACCGGGUGGUUCCAGCCAACGCAGAUGUGCGAGGUCUGACCUACUGUGACCUGCAAUCCCUGAGCCUGCCGGGCCUCCUUGCGAGCCUCAAACUCUACCCAGAAUUUGCCAGAAAAUUUCUCCAGGAGCUGCCCUGUGAGCUCAGUUACAACCUGGGAGGGGGAAGCAACCUUCCAGCAGAGUCUCCAUCGCCGAGCAGCAGAGAACCCACCACUCUUCUCUCUGUAGUGGGGAAGGAUACUAAUGCCUCAUUCCCUCCACAUCACCGAAGCCCCUGCGUGCCCCCAGAAGCAGUGGAUGAGCCCUCCAAACCCUUGUUCCCUUCUGUCUCUGGAACCUCCAGCCAUCAGAUGCCACGUUCAGGUUUUCCUCGCCAUCCACCCUCAGAAGCGUCCUUGCGUCCCACAGCGUUGCGUCUGAAUAGUGCCCCGUGCAGUGGCCCCCCAGAGCUCAGCCCCAGGGUUGUAGACGGCAUCGAGGAUGGGUCUGGCUCCGACAAACCCCUUUUUAGUUUCUGGCUUGGCCCUUCAGGCGCAGACUACAACAGCCCUUCACCUGGCACAGACAGCGGCCUCCUCACCAUCCCCCCAGAGCUGUCCAGUGCUGACACUAUUGAGAAACUGCGCCAGGCGGUGGCUGAGCUUUCUGGGCAGGUGCAACAAAUGCGUGAAGGGUUGCACUCUUUGCGCCAAGCUGUCCAGCUCUUCCUUCUCUCACAGACACCAACUGAGCCGCAUAGAGAUCCUCCACCCUGCGGGCCUUUUCCCCAUGCGGAUGCUCCUGCAACUCCACUGCUGAGCCCACUCCGAGUAGAAACUGGACUCUUGCCAGCCUUCUGUUCGCAUAGUGGACCUCCUGCACCCUUUCCAAAUGGGGCUUGUGGCCGGAUUCAGUGGAUGUGGUCACCGCCGGCCGGGCAGAGCUCACCCUGGCCUGGAACGCUCUGGACCCUGGGGUCAGGAAAGGGCUCAGAAGCUGGGGCUGCCAUUUCAUCUGCUGGUCAUGGACCCAAGGAAAAAGGGGAAAAUACACAGCCACCAAAUCAGAGCCAAGCGUGCUCCCCCAUAGGCAUCCCAGAAACCAUAUAUACCAAGACUCAAGCCUGUGAUUUUUCAAGUUUGGAGAUGGUGCAGAUUGGCACAGAGGAGGAAGCUACAGAUAUUGCCCCUUACUGGCCAGAGGUGGAAGGGACAGGCAUAUGAAAUACCAUAGUUUGGCUUGACUGUUUACAUCAAGAUCCAUCUUUUGGAUUUUCUUGGUCUAGAAAGAUGCUGUCUUACAGUAUGAGGUGCUACCAUGUUCUGGGGAACAGCAAACAUCUAAGUAGAGAGAUGCUAGAAAGCAAGGCAGAGCAAUUCCUGAGAAAAUACAACAAAGAUUUUGUUGAAGAAGUCCAGAGGAGGCUUAUCAUGUGGCAGAAUUUGCAGAGGGCAAUGGUGGCCAAAUGGAAAUGAGAUGGAGAUCAGAAACUACAGAAGACAGAAGAGGAGACUAAUUUGUAAUCAAUUUGUAAAUGGCUUUGAAAGCACAUUUCAAGAAAGCUGCAGUAAUUCUCACAGUAGUGAUAGAAGAAAAGGAUUAUAAGAUAACCUUUGAAGAUUUCUGUAGAACGAAAGAACAAGCAAUCACUAUUGGCAAACGCGGACAAACUGAAUCUGCUGCAGCAGGCUGUUGCCAAAAGCUAGACCCAUGCUAGCUGGAAUGUUGCCUGGGUUGCAGAAUUACAUUGUCAAACUCAAGACAGUUGAAAUAUGCAAAACACAAACACUCACCAUAUUAAAGCUUUCUUCAGGCACCUUGAUUGUUAUGUAUCAGCUGUGGCAUCAGGGAAUGACUGGGAAUCCCAUUGUGCAUGCAGUUUUCUGGUGGGAGGGCAGAACAAAGAAUCGUUCUGGCCCCUUUUGAUGCAAAGGCUUACAAAGAUAGCAAUUUUUUUAUUUAAUAAAAGGUAAAUUUUGAACAUUGAA
This is a messenger RNA of Anolis carolinensis (green anole), 4516 nucleotides long. It is a transcript of the gene kcnh3, whose product is annotated as potassium voltage-gated channel subfamily H member 3. The transcript is spliced from 15 exons. Gene Ontology annotation, biological process: regulation of membrane potential; potassium ion transmembrane transport. Gene Ontology annotation, molecular function: voltage-gated potassium channel activity. Gene Ontology annotation, cellular component: plasma membrane. The coding region runs from base 521 to 3751 and encodes 1076 amino acids. The record is from RefSeq and is a predicted model, not a curated record. Lineage: Eukaryota; Metazoa; Chordata; Lepidosauria; Squamata; Anolidae.